This is a messenger RNA of Erpetoichthys calabaricus (reedfish), 2964 nucleotides long. It is a transcript of the gene ptpmt1, whose product is annotated as protein tyrosine phosphatase mitochondrial 1. The record is from RefSeq and is a predicted model, not a curated record. The transcript is spliced from 4 exons. Lineage: Eukaryota; Metazoa; Chordata; Cladistia; Polypteriformes; Polypteridae. Bases 52 to 606 code for a protein of 184 amino acids. Gene Ontology annotation, molecular function: phosphatidylglycerophosphatase activity; protein tyrosine/serine/threonine phosphatase activity; phosphatidylinositol-4,5-bisphosphate 5-phosphatase activity. Gene Ontology annotation, biological process: protein dephosphorylation.
UACAGUUUAAAAGCCUGUCAUUCACGGAGUCUCGCCGGGCCAAUUACUCGUAUGAUGGCAGGGUUAGCUGCUCGGUUACUUUUUUAUCCCUCUCUCGCUUAUAAUAUUCUCAUGGAGAAAGUGACCGGGAGACGAUGGUAUGACAGGAUCGACGAGACAGUUAUUCUCGGAGCGCUGCCUUUCAAGAGUAUCACGAAAGAGCUGGUUCACAAUCAUAAUGUCAGAGGAGUAAUCACUUUGAAUGAAGCAUGGGAAAUUAAGAGCCUCUGCAAUUCAGAACAGGAGUGGAGGGAAGCUGGUGUGGAGUGGCUACAUCUGGCCACUGUGGAUUUCACUGGUGUUCCCAGCCUUGAGCAACUACACAGGGGUGUGUCAUUUGCCCUGAGACACAGAACCAGUGGAAGUAGUAUCUAUGUCCAUUGUAAAGCAGGACGGUCUCGGAGUGCCACUCUGGUUGCAGCAUAUUUAAUAAAGGUGCACUGCUGGACCCCUGAGGAGGCUCGCCAUUUUAUAGCUUCAGUACGUCCACAUAUUCUGAUCCGUCGAGGUCAGAUGGCAGUACUGCAUCAGUACCACCGUGAAGCUUGCCUUGAGGAUUCUUCCUGAGCAUUAAUGGGAAGUGAUAGGAGUUUCUUCCUGAAUUAGGAAGGAAGCAUGGAUUUUUUUAUAUUAAAAAUGAUAUGUGUUACACCUAUUUCAGGUGCUUGUAAAAGUAACACAAUGUUAAUAAUGGAGGGCUGCACUUGUUAUUAAGUGGUGUGAAGAUGUCUUCUCACUGUAGAAGACUUUGGUUUUGAAUAACCCUAUCAACCACUGCUGACAAUGUUCUCUCCACAUCUAUAUGUUUGUUUAUUUUUUUGUUUUUUUUAAAGUCCCAAAGACAUGAAUGUUAACUUGUGAUUCUAAGAUGACUUGAAUAUUCUGGUUAACAGCCUUGCACUUGGUAAACUAUGGUUCCUUGAGAUCAUAAAACUGAAUUAAGCAAGUUUUUAAGAAGUGGAAGGUGUGAACUUCAGGUUUGCUCAUAACAUACCAAGAAAGUCACAACAGCAUCUAUAAUGAAAACCUAUUUCUCCAACAAUAAGUUUACAUGUUUAGGACAUGAAGACUGAUAUUAUAAGACAUAUUCCGUAAGACAACAAAGCUGUAACUGCGCUGAGAUCUCCUAAAAGCAGUAUGCACCCUAUCUAGUUUCUGUGAGGUGGCUGUUCAGUUUACCCCCUUGAACACACUUUUCCACACUCCUCUUUUUGCCUCCCUCACUUGUCUGUUUUCAAAAUUUGCUUCACCUUUUGCUUGCUGUGCAAGAUAUUGUCUCCAGGAGAACAGGCUUCUUAAAUCUCAAUCAGUAAAGUACUUUCAGUUAAACCAGGGAAUGGCCCCUGUAAAAAUUAAGGGGCUAUACCUCCAGAGUUCCUCUAGUGGCCCCAGGUAUUCUUGCAAGCUCAUCAGCCCUUUUACUCUGUCGUCUUUGGAGAUGAACAAUACCUUACUCUGCAUUCCAUACUGUCCAUCCAUUAUUAUUUUUUUUUAAUUUCAUGCCAUAACGAUGGCCUCUUACCUUAAUAUUAUAAUUCCAAGUCGGACCUUGUCUAGUUCGACAGUGGAUGGGUAGACAGACUUGGUAGAUCUGUUUCACCCAAAUUAACAUAAAAUAACUUACUUGAUUCACUACACAGUACCUACGACGUGGAGUGUUUAUACUUUGUUCUAAAGUUCAGGAUCUGAUGUAUGAAAGAAUAGUUUAUUGUGGCAUAUAUUGAGACACAUAGUCAUGCAACAUGGUAACUGGGAGAAAACAUUUUGAUAUACUGAUAGAGAAAACCAUAGUCCAUCUUUACUGUAUACAAUAAAUUACUUUAUUUAUAGAUUGUUUCUAUUUAAAAGCGAGUUGGUUCUGCUUUAACUAGAAGGCAUUGUCUCAUCCGUUAACAGUCCUUUCAUACUUAAUUUAGAAUUUAGAGACCAACAUUCCCAGAGUAGUCCUGCUGGACUUGACUUAAAGGAAUGCAAUACCAUAUGCUCAGCCCUAUGUGAUUUGCAUUUCAGUUCCUGUUUAUGAUGUGUGUUUAUUUAACAAUAUUUUAGCAAAAGAUGUAUGUGUUUUCCAUGUUGUGAGCAAGUGAGUGGUUAACUGACAUGUGAAUUAUGCAAGAUUUUUUUUUUCCAUAGAUAUUUUGUAUAUUGUUUGCAUUUUCACCAUUGGCUUGUACUAUAUCAUCAUCUUUAUCUUUGCUCUCCUUGGGGAAAAAAAAGUUUUAUUGUAAUGUAAUCACUGAAAAUAGGGUAAAUGAUAAUUAACACAUGUACUUUUUUAGGUGGAGUAUUCCUUUUAAAUGUUUUGCAGCACAGUAAGUUACUGGUGGUCAACAAACAAAGACGGCAUAAUAAAAUAUUUUAAACCUUGAAAGAAGUAUAAUAGAUGUAACGUAAUUCAAAAUUUUAAGCUACUUGUUGUUGUUUGAAAUUAGGGGUGCCAACACUGAUGUGAUGAUAAAAAUGUAGGGAGCAAGGAAUGUAUACAUUGUAUUUUGCAAAUGCAGCUUGCUAGCUAAAAUGAAUAACAACAAUAUUGAAAGAGCUAUUAGAAAUGGUGAUUUUUAAAUCUGAUAAUAUAGCCAAAGGAAAACUGGACAGCAGUUGCGGUUUAAAAGAGAUCAUUUGCAUUUGUUUACUGUGAUGUAUGCUUAAGUUUUUAACAUGUGGCCGUUUUAUGCUAAAAACUUAAGCAUACAAGUCAGGCACCUCAUAUCUAAGAUGUCACUCUUGCACAGUUAUCAAAUGACAAAAUAAGCUGAAAUUCACAAAAAAACACAACCUAAAGAAAAUUUAAUUUUAUAUAUCAGAAUAUUUGAUCACAUAACAUGAUGUCUGAAAAAGGUGUGGUUGAAUUUAUUCAGCAUUUGGUUGACACAGAAUAUGUAGAGUGACACAUCCUUCGAUAAUUUCAUGGCAUAUGAAUGA